This is a messenger RNA of Ipomoea triloba (trilobed morning glory), 1211 nucleotides long. Its product is annotated as chlorophyll a-b binding protein 7, chloroplastic. Gene Ontology annotation, biological process: response to light stimulus; photosynthesis, light harvesting in photosystem I. The transcript has 6 exons. Gene Ontology annotation, cellular component: membrane. NCBI's taxonomy places the organism in Eukaryota, Viridiplantae, Streptophyta, Magnoliopsida, Solanales, Convolvulaceae. The coding region runs from base 39 to 1022 and encodes 327 amino acids. The record is from RefSeq and is a predicted model, not a curated record.
AGCCCGAGACCGUUGAUCACACCAGCCACACAAACUGAAUGGAGCUUCUUUCGUCAUCUUCCUCUUCUUUUCACUCGGCGAGUUUCAUCUCUACCAAUCGACGCGCCGCUCAUUCCAUUCGCAAGACCGCCCGCACCAUUGGCAAAUCCUUUCCACGCAUCAAAGCUUCAUGGCAAGAGCUUGCCGGCGUUUUGGUCUUCUCUGCAAUCCCCUUCACUGCUGUUAAAGCCCUAGCCAACAGUAGCCUUGGGGAGACGCUUCGGAGACGAUUGGAGGACAGAAAGAAGGCUGCUGUCGACGAUUCUGCCAAGUUUAAGGCGCUUGCUGAAGCAGCAAGAGAGGAUAGCAUGUGGUAUGGAGAAACUCGCCCUCGUUGGCUUGGUCCAAUCCCAUAUGACUAUCCUUCUUAUCUUACUGGAGAGCUGCCCGGAGAUUAUAGCUUUGAUAUUGCAGGUUUAAGCAAGGAUCCAAUAGCCCUUCAAAAGUACUUCAAUUUUGAGAUAUUGCAUGCACGGUGGGCUAUGCUCGCUGCUCUUGGUGCAUUGAUUCCAGAACUGUUAGACCUGACAGGAGCAUUUCAAUUUGUAGAACCUGUUUGGUGGCGUGUAGGCUAUUCAAAACUAAAGGGAGACACACUUGACUACUUAGGGAUCCCAGGAUUCCAUUUUGCUGGAAGCCAAGGGGUCUUUGUCAUAGCUGUUUGCCAAGCUCUUCUGAUGGUUGGCCCGGAAUAUGCCAGAUAUUGUGGGAUUGAAGCAUUAGAACCUUUGGGAAUUUACUUGCCAGGUGAUAUAAAUUAUCCUGGAGGCAUUCUUUUUGAUCCUCUGAAUCUAUCCAAGGACCCUGUGGCAUUUGAAGAUUUAAAGGUGAAAGAAAUUAAAAACGGGCGGUUAGCUAUGGUUGCCUGGUUAGGCUUUUACACUCAAGCAGCUGUUACUGGUAAAGGCCCUUUGCAGAACCUCUUGGAACACAUCUCAGACCCCUUCCACAAUAACUUGUUUUCUGCUCUAAGUUCUCUGUAAGUACCAUACAAAAUAUCGUCUUUUAGGGAUGUUAUGCAUCCUUUGUGCUUUGAGUUCUCUGUAAAUGCCAUAGAAUUUUGACAGAUCUAUAUGUUAAUAUUCAGCAUAACCUUAUCAGAUACUAGCAAGUGCUUCAAUGAAACACGCUUUAGGCAUAUAUAUUAAAUCUGAAAUCUUUAACCCUUUGCA